Messenger RNA from Fusarium subglutinans, 1371 nucleotides. Its product is annotated as apses transcription factor xbp1. The transcript has 4 exons. NCBI's taxonomy places the organism in Eukaryota, Fungi, Ascomycota, Sordariomycetes, Hypocreales, Nectriaceae. The coding region runs from base 1 to 1371 and encodes 456 amino acids. Gene Ontology annotation, molecular function: DNA binding. The record is from RefSeq and is a predicted model, not a curated record.
AUGCUGUCCCUUAAAGGUCUCCUGAACCCAGCACCAGCUGGAGAUAAUGAUUCCCCCUUUCCUCGACCAAGUCUUGCGCUCGAGUUUCCACCAAUCCCGAACUUCGAAGAAGCAUCAAAUCAAUUUGCGAACCGUUUUAUGAUGGCUUCUGAUAGAUCUGGGCCGAAAGAGGCUAACAAUAUGGCCAAGUCGAAGCUGCGCGGUCCAGUCAAGUUUCACCCUUUCGAGCGUCUCGACGAGAUUACUUUGCAAGAGAUACACCGAUUCCGAGUCAAGCCAUUCGGGAAUAUCCAGGAUUCAAGCCUCCACAUCCCAUACAACAGUGGCAAAAAGGACUUUUACGAAAAGACAGGACGAGAGAGCUUCGAGGUUUUCAAAUACGAGUUCACAUUGGCUGAACAGAACACUGAGUACGCUGUGAUGUGGGACUAUAAUGUCGGGCUCGUUCGCAUGACCCCUUUCUUCAAAUGUCGCGGCUACGGAAAGGCAACUGCUCAAGGUUAUUGGAUGCCAUACACAUGUGCCAGAGCUGUCUGCGCGACCUUCUGUUACUCUAUCGCGGGUGCCUUGAUCCCAAUCUUUGGCCCAGACUUUCCAUCUCUCUGCAUUCAUCCCAGCGCGCCUGACUUCGGCCGCAUGGUCAUCAGCCAGCAAAUAAUCAUCGAAGCUACCCAUGAAGCCGAAAUGACUCGGCGUAUGCAUAUGAGUACGAUCCCACCUAGCUUCCACUGCGCUACGAGCUAUCCGAGAGACGAUCGAAGUAUUCCAUCUGGCAUUUACGCCCAAGACGAGCGCCGCCAUCGAUUCCGACCCCGUCUGUUCUGUGAUCCUUCGUGGGCCAUGGAUAGCGACGUCGAAUGCCAUUACAUGUCAGCUCCCAACUCAGCCUCGAGUAGCGGCUCGGGACUCCCUGGUUAUAUGGUGACUUCUCGUCCGGGAUCUAGCUGGACCGUUGCGAACCAGUCUAGCCCUGAGCCUAAUCCCUUGCUCAGUGCGGUCCCUCGCAUCCCACCUCUGCAGAAUGAAGGCGCUCUCUCGUCUGCGCCAUGGGGACCUAAGAGACGACUGGAAUACGAAGACUGGGACAGCUUUUACAGAGAGAGUGCCAGUCCCGCCAUGAGCCCGAGAUCUAUUCUUAUGGUUUCGACCCCUGACGCUAGUCCUAUGAGGCAACGAGUGAUCAAGACGCCACACAGCGUACCUGAUGCGGCCCAGAAGGACGCAGCUAUGCUUCUCUUGAACCUCAGGAUGCAGGACCAGGCGCCCGCUGCUCCCAACGCCGUCGAGUCGCCGCCUCCCGUUCAAUUGCAGCCUGGGUUCGAGGAAGGACGCCGCAACAAGAGACUGCGAGCCACUUCGUUGUCCAAGUAA